AUGGAAUUCCUACUUCACGGACGACAAGACAAACUGUUCUUUGGAAACUGCCCCAAGACUAUCAAAGAGGCAGUGACGAAGCUUGAUUUCGGCCGUGGAUACUCUAUUGCUAACCUAGCGAGUAACCGGCGGUCCGAACACGAGAUCUGGAAUGCCAAACAGAUUCGUCGGAUCGAAGAGAAUCUCGUUGUUGGAAGACUGUUCUUAGACCGGUUGCACAAAGAACCGAAGACGACAACAGAGGCGCAUGAGUGGGUCACCAGACUAGUGAACCUCAUGUGCAAACCAGAGUCACAGAAGCUCAUGGACAGACAGGAAAACCUUCCUGAAGGCACCUACGAGACAUCUGAAUUCUUGAAGUCUGUGGAAGCCCAGCGCAAUCCAUUGGCAUUGCUCGGACAGCUUCGCCUCUGGCUGCUAGCUGAUGAAAACGAUGUACACUUCGACUGGGCUGGUAUGCUAUCAACCUGUACAAGUAUCUGGAAGACAAUUUUACCAAUCCUUGGAGAUCACAAGAUGUUCCAAGGCGAGCAGGACAUGCUAGAUACACCCGGCAAUACCACAGCCCGUCUACUCGAAAUGGCGGCUAUAGGACAAAACAUCGGGGUGUCCGUGCCUCUCUUUGAGACAAUUUGGCAAUCUAUACAGAGUACGAUCCAGACGCCGUCAUCAGAGCAGAAUGGCAACAAGACUUGGGUCGGCGACUUGCGAUUGAACAAGCUUCUGAACGACAGCACUCCUACAAUCAUGCUCAUGAAUCCGGGCCCCGUGAGCUUCUCGAACAUCUACGCAAACUGGAGCAAUGACGAUAAGAGAGAGUCUCGUGUGGGUAGAGCAGUUUGGCAUGCGAUGCAAGAACUGGGUGACAAAGCUUAUAAUGGAGGAAACAACGAAGAGCAACGAGACGGAGAGGCAGGAGACAAGUCAGUUACCGAAGAAGCAGCGGGCGAAGAGCUAGUCAACGACAUGCAUACAGACGGGGACGAACUAAGCGACCACUCAGACAGUCAAGACGAGAGAACCGAGGAGAUCGACGAAGCAGCUUCAGACGCCGGCAGUGACUUCAGUGUGCACGAGUUCACUUUUGACCUCAAUGCGCUCGCUAAGAACGGCAGCAACCACAUUAUCAUGGGUAACAAUAUGAAAGCCCCUGUAGUCAUCAACAGCAUGCAGAUGUCUCAGCUACGUGCGGGACCUGAUGGAGGCUUGGUCGUGGGCGGCAGAGCCCCUAGCCAGGCUUCUCGAAUAGAGAUGCUACCUCCACGGCAGUCGGAACAUGCCCGUGCGAUAGCUUCGGCGGAAGAUGUCCCCGAACUAUGUGCAUGCGGUCUGAGUCGGUACGGAGUGAGUGUAAGGCCGAUACUGAAGAUGGAUACCAAGGCUGGGAAGUUGCAGCACCAAUGUAUGGGAGCGCUUUUUGAGGGGAUCGACGUGCCGAAUCGUGAUCUUGGCGACGCUAUCAAGGUAAGACGGGUCAUUGUUCCAGGUUCGCAAAGGGAGACAGAAGAAAAGUAA
This is a messenger RNA of Alternaria ventricosa, 1515 nucleotides long. RefSeq lists its product as uncharacterized. The transcript has a single exon. The record is from RefSeq and is a predicted model, not a curated record. The coding region runs from base 1 to 1515 and encodes 504 amino acids. Lineage: Eukaryota; Fungi; Ascomycota; Dothideomycetes; Pleosporales; Pleosporaceae.